GGGACCGAGUCGGGACUGUCACUCGCGCGCUAUGGACUUACUGAGGACCAUCGCCUGUCAGCAGCACUCCAGGAUGUGUGAGCAGACUCUGGCCAAGUCCGGGGAGCUCCGGCUCAGCAGGAGAGCGGACCCGCCGACACCCCCCGCCGCCGCCGCCCCCGAGAUGUCCAGGAUUAUAACCGACCCGAGCACCGGCAAGUGCUACUGCAGAGGCAAAGUCCUGGGCAAGGGAGGAUUUGCCAAAUGCUACGAGAUGACAGAUCUGUCCACCAACCGCGUCUACGCCGCAAAAAUCAUCCCCCACACGAGAGUAGCUAAACCUCAUCAGAGGGAAAAGAUUGACAGAGAAAUUGAACUGCACAGAACACUCUUUCACAGACAUAUUGUCCAUUUCUACCAUCACUUUGAAGACAAAGAAAACAUUUACAUCCUACUGGAACACUGCAGCAGAAGAUCUAUGGCUCACAUAUUGAAAGCCAGGAAGGUGCUGACAGAGCCAGAAGUCCGAUAUUACCUGCGACAGAUUGUGUCCGGAUUGAAGUGUUUGCAUGAACAAGGGAUUCUGCAUCGAGAUCUUAAACUAGGUAAUUUUUUCAUCAAUGAAUCGAUGGAACUGAAAAUAGGAGACUUUGGAUUAGCAGCAAAACUGGAACCAGUGGAGAAUAGAAGUCGAACCAUCUGUGGUACUCCAAAUUACUUGUCCCCUGAGGUGCUCAACAAACAGGGACACGGCUGUGAAUCUGACAUCUGGGCCAUGGGCUGUGUAAUGUAUACUAUGCUGCUGGGGCGACCUCCAUUUGAGACCACAAACCUGAAAGAAACUUACCGAUGUAUAAGAGAGGCAAGAUACACAAUGCCAUCUUCCCUGUCGUCUUCUGCCAAGCAAUUAAUUGCAAGCAUGCUAUCAAAACACCCAGAGGACCGGCCCACCUUAGACGACAUCACACAGCAUGACUUUCUAACUCAGGGAUUCACACCUGACAGACUGUCGCAGAGCUGUUGUCACUAUGCACCAGAUUUCCACUUGUCCAGCCCUGCCAAGAAUUUCUUUAAGAAGGCAGCUGCAGCCCUGUUUGGUGGGAAGAAGGACAAGGUCAAGUUUCUGGACAAUCAAAAUAAGCUGGGAAAGGAUGAUGAUGAAAUAUACAAGCUGAAAAGUGAUUUGAAGAAAAUGUCUCUAAGCAACCAAAUGAACAAUAAAAGCCCAUCAGAUGAGGAGCAGAGAGGUACCAACUGUGAUAAGCCAGAGACUGCGCCAGUGAAGGAAACUGAACAGCAGAUCAGAGAUUCGAUUCGGAUGAUAGUAAGAGGAACCCUGGGCAGCUGCAGCAGCAGCAGUAGUGAGUCUCUUGAAGACAGCACAAUGGGAAGUGUUGCUGAUACAGUUGCUAGAGUACUUAAAGGCUGCCUGGAAAACAUGCCAGAAGGAGACAAUUUCCCCAAAGAACAAUUGAACUGCUCCUUCCAGUGGGUCACUAAAUGGGUAGAUUAUUCAAACAAAUACGGCUUUGGGUAUCAGCUGUCAGAUCACACCGUUGGAGUCCUCUUUAAUAAUGGAACUCAUAUGAGCCUGCUGGCAGACAAAAAGACAAUCCAUUAUUAUGCAGAGCUUGGCCAAUGCUCCAUAUUUACAGCCACCGAAGUGCCUGAGAAGUUCAUCGGUCAAGUCACUAUUCUGAAGUAUUUUGCUCACUACAUGGAGGAAAACUUAAUGGAGGGAGGUGAUUUGCCUGCCUCUACAGAUGCCCAGAAGCCAAGAUUAUGUCUCCUUCAGUGGCUAAAGUCUGACCGGGCACUGAUGAUGCUAUUUAGUGAUGGCACAUUCCAGGUGAAUUUCUACCAUGAUCACACCAAAAUUAUUAUUUGCAACCAUGAUGAUGAGUAUCUGCUUACAUACAUCAACGAGGAUAGAAUAUCUACCACAUUCCGCCUCUCCACACUGUUGAUGUCUGGAUGCUCCCAAAAUCUUCGUGCCAGGAUGGAAUAUGCCUUAAACAUGGUGCGACAGAUUUCAUUAAGAAGAUUGGAGUGAAGUGUGAAGAAAGUUUCUCAUGUGGGGAAAUUGUUCUGAAGUAACUGAAUUGUCCAUUUGUAAGGAGGAGGUGGUACGAGGGAUUGAUCAUUUCAUUGUGGUGUACUGGGCCGGAACCAGACAGAUGGUGUUUUUUUAAAUCCUUCAUUGUGAAGGAUGGAUGAUACCUUAACCCCUGUCUGAGGAACUUAGUAUUUUUGUUGCAAGAACUAUGAAAAGGAUUGUAUGUUACAACAAAGCUGGGUGAUUUGUUGUAGCUGCAUAGUGAACGGAAAGAAAGAUCUGCUGCAAGUGAUGUUGGAUAGAAAGAAGUAUUGAAGAAUACAAGAACCAAGAAAAUGUGGCUCAUAUGCUGCUUAUCUGAACUUUUAAGGACUUCAAAUUCUUAAAAACUGAACUGAGGAAGCAAAGCCAAGGUUGUACCUUGUAGCUGGAUGUGUUCAUUCUUUAAUUUAUUACACACUGACAGUAUUUAUUAUUUAUUAUAUCUCACUUGUGCACACUGACAAUUUUGAACGCUGAACAAGUCACUGAAUGUUUUAAAUAUUAAUAAAGAUUCUUAAUUCAA
This is a messenger RNA of Callorhinchus milii (elephant shark), 2600 nucleotides long. It is a transcript of the gene plk2b, whose product is annotated as polo-like kinase 2b (Drosophila). Gene Ontology annotation, biological process: mitotic cell cycle; protein phosphorylation; regulation of cytokinesis. The transcript has 15 exons. Gene Ontology annotation, molecular function: protein serine/threonine kinase activity; ATP binding; protein binding. Gene Ontology annotation, cellular component: spindle pole; cytoplasm; nucleus. The coding region runs from base 32 to 2032 and encodes 666 amino acids. Lineage: Eukaryota; Metazoa; Chordata; Chondrichthyes; Chimaeriformes; Callorhinchidae. The record is from RefSeq and is a predicted model, not a curated record.